GAAAUUAAUUCUCUUUCAGAAUUGUUAUGCUGGCCAUGCUGGGCUCGAUCGGGAUGACUAUGAUCAUCCUGGCCUGUGCGCUUCCAACAUACAAAGUCUGGUGGCCAUUCUUCGUGCUAUUAUUUUACAUCCUAUGUCCCAUCCCGACGCUGGUCGCCAAAAGAAACCAAUCGGACGACGAUGAGUCACGGAUCACCCAUUCCAUGUUCGCCACCAUUGGAAUCGUUAUCAGCAGCUUUGCGUUGCCGAUCGUCCUCGCUCGGUCGUUGGUGAUUCACUGGGGAGCAUGUUAUCUCACUUUGGCUGGUAAUACGAUCGCCUACAUCACCAUUCUUGGCUACUUCUUCGGGUACGAAUCGGGUGAUUCCUGGUAGAAGGGCAGUAGCCAUGUAAUCAUAAUCCGAAUCACUGUGAACAACAGUGUAUGAAUUCCAAACUUAUACAGCAUAGAAGAGUCAAUCAAUUUGGGUUACUGCGCAGUGAUGUGUCUAUUUAGGGGUUAAAAGUAAGAACUACUUUUCGAGAAAAUAAUCUGAACAGAGCGUAGUAAUUAUUUGGUUUAGUUAAUCAUUUAUUAAAUUAGAAUGCAAUUAAGUUUCCGCGAUAAAUGCUAGGAACAGUUAAAUUACAUAGUGUACUGAACAAACUAUCGAAAUAAUUCAAUAAAUGGCGUGAUUAU
Molecule: messenger RNA, 679 nt
Organism: Ochlerotatus camptorhynchus
Lineage: Eukaryota; Metazoa; Arthropoda; Insecta; Diptera; Culicidae
Product: leptin receptor gene-related protein
Exons: 3
Coding region: 27-374 (115 amino acids)
Biological process (GO): late endosome to vacuole transport via multivesicular body sorting pathway
Cellular component (GO): endosome
Source: RefSeq, a predicted model, not a curated record